AUGCCAAAGGAUCUCCUUCAUCCCUCUCCAGAAGAGGAGGAGAGGAGACACAAGAAGCAGCGCCUGGUGCAGAGCCCCAGUUCCUACUUCCCGGAUGUGAAAUGCCCGGGAGGCUAUAAAAUCACCGCCGUCUUCAGCCAAGCACAAACGGAAGUUCUGCGUGUUGGCUACUCCACUGUCCUCUGUCGGCCUGCAGGGGGAAGAGCCAGCCUGACAGAAGAAAAUUCCUUCCAGCACUAAAAGUACCCUGAAUCAAGACGCGUGGGGAACCAUCCCAACAAGCACAUCUUGGAUAAAAUAAAUAAUAUCUAAAAAUAAUAAUGAAAGAAAAUACACUGUCUUUUAUUAUACCACGCAGUUAAAGAAAGUCAAUUGAUCUACUAAUCAAAUUUCAAACCAUGAUUUCCACUAAGAGUUGGAGUGAAAUGAGUAACUCUCAUAAACAAAACAGAGUGACGACAUUUAUUAAAAUAAAGUCAGUGGUCAAAGAUAAAAUACAUAGCACAGACUUUAUAGCAUCAUGCAGAAUUUAAAACAUAAAACCAAACCCACCAAAAGAACGACGGCCCGAAGG
This is a messenger RNA of Phyllostomus hastatus (greater spear-nosed bat), 574 nucleotides long. Its product is annotated as 40S ribosomal protein S27-like. Lineage: Eukaryota; Metazoa; Chordata; Mammalia; Chiroptera; Phyllostomidae. The record is from RefSeq and is a predicted model, not a curated record. Bases 1 to 240 code for a protein of 79 amino acids. Gene Ontology annotation, molecular function: RNA binding; structural constituent of ribosome. Gene Ontology annotation, biological process: ribosomal small subunit assembly; translation. Gene Ontology annotation, cellular component: cytosolic small ribosomal subunit; ribosome. The transcript has a single exon.